AUGUUUGUGAGAUGGAUUCAAGGAAGAGUGGUUGUUGUAUUAGUAUAUGUUGAUGAUAUACUGAUUGCAGGAAGCUAUUUGGGAGACAUAGAACAGUUGAAGCUGUUCUUAAGCAAAGAAUUCAAGGUCAAGGACCUUGGUCAGAUGAGUUAUUUCUUGGGAUUGGAGGUGUUGAGAGAUCACAAAGGGAUCUCCUUGAGUCAGAAGAAGUAUUGUCUUGAAUUGGUGACAGACACAGGAUAUCUAGAAGCUAAGGGCUGUCUUUCACCAGUGGACUGUAAUGUGAAGUUAUCAACUACUCAGGGAGAACCAUUACCAGAUGCUACUGUCUAUAGGAGAUUAAUAGGCAGAUUGCACUAUCUCACCAUUACCAGGCCAGACAUAACUUAUGCAGUGCAACAAUUAGCACAGUUCCAGGAAAAUCCCUGUGUUGAGCAUCUUCAAGCUGCACACAGAGUGAUCAGGUACUUAAAGCAAACACCUGGACAAGGCCUAUUGUUCAGAGCUGACUCAAAACUUGAGUUGCAGGGUUUCUGUGAUGCAGAUUGGGCGAGUUGCCCUGAUUCCAGAAGAUCCUUGACAGGAUAUUGUACUUUCCUAUGCACCUCAUUGAUUACUUGGAAGACCAAGAAACAAACAACGGUCUCAAGGUCAUCCUCUGAAGCAGAAUACAGAGCAUUGGCACAAGUAGUCUGUGAAGUGCAGUGGCUCAGAAACCUCUUGUUAGAAAUGGGAGUUCAGGUACCCCUUUCAAUUAAUCUCUUUUGUGACAAUAAAUCUGCCCUACACAUCGCUGAGAAUCCUGUGUUCCAUGAGCGAACCAAGCAUAUAGAGAUCGACUGUCAUGUCAUAAGAGAGAGACUGAAAUCUGGAUUAGCCAAGCUGAGCCAUAUCAGAACAGAUGAUCAGGUUGCUGAUAUUUUCACCAAGGGAGUCACGAGAUAUCGUCUGAAGUUCUUGUUGGACAAGCUAGGAGUAUUCAACGCCUACUCGCCAGCUUGCGGGGGAGUAUCAGACUUGGAAGCUGAAGAUUGA
Linum tenue is the source of this 1035-nucleotide messenger RNA. Lineage: Eukaryota; Viridiplantae; Streptophyta; Magnoliopsida; Malpighiales; Linaceae. The record is from the annotation of a GenBank genome assembly.